Molecule: messenger RNA, 3125 nt
Organism: Ooceraea biroi (clonal raider ant)
Lineage: Eukaryota; Metazoa; Arthropoda; Insecta; Hymenoptera; Formicidae
Gene: Pi3K59F
Product: phosphatidylinositol 3-kinase 59F
Biological process (GO): autophagosome assembly; autophagy of peroxisome; endocytosis
Cellular component (GO): membrane; cytoplasm; phosphatidylinositol 3-kinase complex, class III, type II
Molecular function (GO): 1-phosphatidylinositol-3-kinase activity
Source: RefSeq, a predicted model, not a curated record
CCACUUGCGCCCUUGCAUUCACUCAACACUGGAACUGGAGACUGGGCUGCAACAGUGUAGUGUAAGGUGGACAGAAUGCACGGUGACAGAAAGGGAUACGCAUUAAGGUUUUGAUCAGUUAACAUCACCAUGAUGGAAAACACGAGUGACAAGUUUUUCUACGUGUACAGUUCUUCGUUAGACAACAGGAUACAAAUUAAGAUAGGCACAUUGGAGGGCGAGAGGCACAGGCCGGAGUACAACAAGCUGCUUCUCGAUCCCCUACUCAAGUACUCGGGUCUGUACGAGACUGGUGGAGUUCGUGGUGACUUAACAGCGUCCCUACAGGUGUGGGCCGGUGGCAGACCCUUGGCCCUGCCAGUACACACAGCCUACAAGCACUUUGUGUCACGUUGGAACUGGAACCAAUGGGUCACUCUGCCGAUCUCUUACACGGAUCUACCACGUGACGCACAGCUAUGUAUAACUCUGUAUGAUUGCGGCGGGCCUGGCAGAAAGCUCCCAGUGGGUGGCACGACUAUAUCCCUGUUUGGAAAGCAUGGGGUGUUCCGGCAGGGCAUGCUAGAUCUCAGAGUGUGGCCUGGAGUGGAAGCGGAUGGAAGCGUUCCCACCAAUACACCGGGAAAGGCCAGGGACAACGGGAAGGAACAAAUGCAGAGACUCGCGAAACUCGUGAAGAAGCACAGAAACGGGCAGAUAAACAAAGUCGACUGGCUGGAUAGAUUGACCUUCCGCGAGAUCGAGGUGAUCAAUGAGAGGGAGAAGAAAGCGUCCGAUUACUUAUACUUGAUGAUAGAAUUCCCGGAGGUGACGAUGGAUGGCAUGCCGUAUUCGAUUGUGUAUUACGAGAAAGAUGGGGACGAGGUCUUUCAACAUAGAUCGCAGUCAGACGUUGUCAAGCUUCCUGACUAUGAAAUUUUACAGGAGAACCUUGUGGAAGCGAAACAUCAUAAAUUGGCCCGCAGCUUACGCAGCGGCGGCAACACCCGCGAAUUAAAGCCUACUUCGACCGUGCGGGAUGCCUUGAACACGAUACUAGGGUAUCCACCGACGACUGCGCUUUCGACCGAGGAACAAGAUUUAAUCUGGAAGUACCGAUUUUACUUGUCCAGCCAGAAGAAAGCGUUGACCAAGUUCGUCAAGUGCAUCAACUGGAAAGUUGCCGGCGAGGAACGUCAAGCAUUAGAAAUGUUGGCUCUGUGGGCUCCACCGGAUCCCGAGGAUGCCUUGGAGCUGUUAGGGCCCGCGUUCACUCAUCCGGCUAUCAGGAGAUACGCAAUCAGCAGACUCAACCAAGCCCCCGACGACGAUUUGAUGCUAUACUUGCUGCAAUUGGUGCAAGCGUUGAAAUACGAGGACUUUGAGAGCAUCAAGGCUGCUUAUCAGGUGAUGUUGAAAGAGAAGGAAGAUAAGUUGGAGCCGAGAAAUUGGGGUAGCGAGAAACUGGAUAAAAGUGAACGAUUGGAGAAAACGGAGAAAGUGGAAAAAUCCGAGAGGCUGGACAGAGACAUAAGGAAUAGCGAUUCCACGUCUACCCCGGUUACGGUGAGUCACGCACUAAUCAAAAUCGUAUUUUUAGCUGCUGUGUUGCGUCGCUAUCUUCAGUGUAAUCCUGUCUAUUUGCAGUCCAGCGAAUCGGAGAGCCAACUAUCGACGAGUCAAGAACCGCUGAUGGAUUUAGCGUCAUUCUUAAUUACACGCGCCUGUCAAAACUCGAUGCUAGCCAAUUAUUUCUACUGGUAUCUUUCCAUCGAGUGCGAGGACCAGGCGGAUCCCGCGAUAAGCGCCAAGCAAGAUACCCGAGUUAAAGAGAUGUAUGCAACCGUAAUGAACAUGUUCAACACGACGUUAAAGCUGGGCAAUAGCAUCUGGCAAAAACGAAGGGCGUUCCUCCAACGACAAAAGACGUUCAUCGAGCAACUGGUGUCUCUGGUGAAGGCGGUCGCGCGUGAGAGCGGAAAUCGCAAGAAAAAGACCGACAGACUGAGGGCGUUACUGACGGAUCCAGAUCCAACGAUGAAGUUUCCUUUCUCAGGUUUUGAGCCGAUACCUUUCCCCUUGGAUCCCGAGAUAUGCAUCAAAGGAAUUGUGUCACAAAAGGCAAGCCUCUUCAAAUCUGCACUCAUGCCAUCGAAACUCACAUUCAUGACGAUGGGUAACUCCGAAUACAUCGCCAUCUUUAAGCAUGGAGACGAUCUGCGACAAGAUCAAUUAAUUUUGCAAACGAUAGCACUUAUGGAUAAAUUAUUAAGGAGAGAGAAUCUAGAUUUAAAGCUGACUCCGUACAGGGUACUUGCAACGAGCACGAAACACGGUUUUGUACAAUUCAUCGAGUCCACAACUGUCGCGGAAGUUCUAGCCAGCGAGGGAUCGAUAUUGAACUUCUUCCGUAAGCAUCAUCCUUCCGAGACCGGGCCUUACGGAGUGGUGCCCGAAGUCAUGGACACUUACGUUCGCAGUUGCGCCGGCUACUGCAUAAUCACAUACGUACUCGGCGUCGGCGAUCGUCAUCUGGAUAAUCUGCUCCUCACGGCGUCAGGCAAACUUUUCCACAUCGACUUUGGUUACAUCCUGGGCAGAGACCCGAAACCGCUGCCGCCGCCGAUGAAGCUCAGCAAGGAGAUGGUCGAGGCGAUGGGUGGCGUCGGCUCCGAACACUAUCACGAAUUUCGCAAACAGUGUUACACGGCGUUCCUCCACCUGCGGAGACACGCCAAUCUGAUAUUGAAUCUAUUCUCGCUGAUGGUGGACGCCAGCGUGCCCGAUAUUGCUCUCGAGCCAGACAAAGCCGUGAAGAAGGUGCAAGACAAACUGCGACUGGACUUGAGCGACGAGGAAGCCGUGCACUAUGUGCACAAUCUUCUAGACUUGUCGGUCACCGCGGUGAUGGCUGUGCUGGUGGAGCAGCUCCAUAAAUUCGCACAGUAUUGGAGAAAGUAAUAAAAGGACGGGAAGAACGAAAUGUACAGCGAAGUGGCGCAAACUGUGUUCCUUUCUAUAAACGCGGAGAUUAUUGUUACAUUGUAUAUAGGACGACCACGUAUGUCUGUAACAUAUUAAUUUAUUGUAUUUUGGGAGUAUUUUAGCUAAUACAUCUUUGAUAAGAAUUAUAAGUUUUGUGCCUG